This is a messenger RNA of Penicillium samsonianum, 528 nucleotides long. RefSeq lists its product as uncharacterized. The transcript has 3 exons. The coding region runs from base 1 to 528 and encodes 175 amino acids. The record is from RefSeq and is a predicted model, not a curated record. Lineage: Eukaryota; Fungi; Ascomycota; Eurotiomycetes; Eurotiales; Aspergillaceae.
AUGCGCGGAUUUCUGCCUUACGGUCUACUGGCCAUUGCCUCUGCAGCAACAGCAGCAUGCUCUCCCACAGUCUACCUCAUUCGACACGGAGAGAAGCCCAGUGAUGGAGGAAAUGGGCUGAAUGCACAAGGAGUCAAACGUUCACAAUGCAUUCGCAAAAUUUUCGGCCAGGAUUCCGAUUAUAAUAUCACCCACAUUAUGGCGCAAACGCCUAAGAGCAAUGGCAAACGCGCUCGUCCCCUCGACACCGUUAAGCCCCUGGCCGAAGACCUCGGUCUCAAAGUCGAUACAUCUUGCGACCGCGAUGACCCAGAUUGUGUGAAGAAGGUGGUCGAUGAUUACGAUGGAGAAGGCAACAUACUGAUUUGCUGGGAGCACGAUACACUGACGGAUAUUCUGGAGACACUGGGAGUCAAGGAUGCACCAUCUUAUCCCGACGAUAGUUUCGACAUCAUUUGGACCCUCCCAUCCCCUUACGACGAAAUGUCCAAGGAUACCAAAGAGAAUUGCCCCGGUUUGGAUGAUUAA